AGCAGAAUGGAGACGCGUCCCCAGGCUCGGGUCCAGGCGCUGCUGCUCUGCCUGGGUUUCCAUCUUCUACAAGCAGUACUCGGCACAACUGUGAUUCCAUCAUGUAUUCCAGGGGAAUCUGGUGAUAAUUGCACGGCUUUAGUUCAGAUGGAAGACAAUCCACGUGUGGCUCAAGUGUCAAUAACACAGUGUAGCUCUGACAUGAAUGGCUACUGUUUGCAUGGACAGUGCAUCUACCUGGUGGACAUGAAUGAAAAUUACUGCAGAUGUGAAGUGGGUUACACUGGUCUCCGAUGUGAACACUUUUUUUUAACCGUCCACCAACCCUUGAGCAAAGAAUAUGUGGCUUUGACUGUGAUUCUUAUUAUCUUGAUACUUGUCAUACUCGCUGGUUCUAUGUACUAUUUCUGCAGAUGGUACAAGCAUCGAAAAAGUAAAGAAUCAAAGAAGGAAUAUGAGAGAGUGACUUCAGGGGACCCAGCAUUGCCACAAGUCUGA
Molecule: messenger RNA, 498 nt
Organism: Castor canadensis (American beaver)
Lineage: Eukaryota; Metazoa; Chordata; Mammalia; Rodentia; Castoridae
Gene: Ereg
Product: epiregulin
Biological process (GO): positive regulation of cell population proliferation; epidermal growth factor receptor signaling pathway; positive regulation of mitotic nuclear division
Molecular function (GO): growth factor activity; epidermal growth factor receptor binding
Source: RefSeq, a predicted model, not a curated record